ACGGUCCUUAGAAUGAUGCAGUGCGUGUUCCCAGAUUCCGAAAAGACGGCAGCUCACACGUGCUUUUGGCCUGACCCCCCCUCCAAAAAAAAAGUCUGGUUUCCUCUUGCGGGAAGGAGAUCCCCCGCCCCACGGGCCUCCUCCGCCCCCUUUCCCAAGAAGCGGCUUCAGUUCCGCCGGGCCUCGCUCCUCCUCUUUCCCCGGAGACUUUCAAGAGGGAGGCUGCGGCAGCCACGUAUCCGGCCUAGAGGAGACCGGCUGUCCUUGAGUGGAAUAAUGGCUUCCAAUACAGAGCGCACAUUUAUUGCCAUCAAGCCUGAUGGAGUCCAUCGGGGAUUAAUAGGUGAAAUCAUCAAGCGAUUUGAGCAGAAGGGUUUUCGUCUGGUGGCUAUGAAAUUUUUAAAUGCUUCUGAAGAACUUCUCAAGCAACAUUACAUUGACUUGAAAGACAGGCCGUUCUACCCUGGUUUGGUUAAAUAUAUGAAUUCUGGGCCAAUUGUAGCUAUGGUUUGGGAAGGACUGAACGUUGUGAAGACAGGCAGAAUAAUGUUGGGUGAAACUAACCCGGCAGAUUCAAAACCUGGCACUAUCCGUGGUGAUUUCUGCAUUCAAGUGGGAAGGAACAUCAUUCAUGGCAGUGACUCUGUGGAGAGUGCUCAGAAAGAGAUCAACCUGUGGUUCAAGCCUUCAGAACUUGUGGACUUCAAAUCUUGUGCUCAUGAUUGGAUUUAUGAAUGAAUUAAACUUCUCAAGAAGUUGUGCCUUCUUCCAACGAAGUGUCUCAUUCCACCUUCUUAUUAGUAAGGGACAGUUAUCAUGAUUAUCGUGUGAUUACUGGCACUAAUAAAUCAUCAUAAAUGAAUGUGCUGCUGUUUCUUUAAAAUAAAAACAAUGUGUGUGA
Messenger RNA from Pogona vitticeps (central bearded dragon), 901 nucleotides. Its product is annotated as nucleoside diphosphate kinase. NCBI's taxonomy places the organism in Eukaryota, Metazoa, Chordata, Lepidosauria, Squamata, Agamidae. The record is from RefSeq and is a predicted model, not a curated record. Gene Ontology annotation, biological process: GTP biosynthetic process; UTP biosynthetic process; CTP biosynthetic process. Gene Ontology annotation, molecular function: nucleoside diphosphate kinase activity.